AUGACGAUGCCGGCAAAUCACCCGAAUUCCACUCUCUUCCUCCACCGCAGAUCCGGCGGCGGCGCCGCCGGAUGCAAGCAGGCGUACCGCCACCCGACCGCCGCCGAGAUCCCCGACCACGUCGCCAGGUACCACACCCACGCCGUCGGCCCCGACCAAUGCUGCUCCGCCGUCUCGCAGCUCAUCUCAGCCCCCGUCUCCGCCGCGUGGCCCGUCCUCCGACGCUUCGACAACCCCCAGGCGUACAAGCACUUCGUCAAGAGCUGCCACCUCGUCCUCGGCGACGGCGACGUCGGCACCGUCCGUGAGGUCCGCGUCGUCUCCGGCCUCCCCGCCGCCCGCAGCACCGAGCGCCUCGAGAUCCUCGACGACGAGCGCCACGUCACAGGAUUCAGCGUCGUCGGGGGAGACCACCGCCUGGCCAACUACCGAUCCGUCACCACGCUCCACGCGGCGCCCGGCGGCGCCGGCACGGUUGUGGUGGAGUCGUACGUCGUCGACGUGCCGGAGGGGAACACGAAGGAGGAGACGUGCGUGUUCGUGGACACCAUCGUCAGGUGCAACCUUCAGUCCUUGGCUCAGAUCGCUGAAAAUCGAGCAAGACGAUGA
Molecule: messenger RNA, 609 nt
Organism: Striga hermonthica
Lineage: Eukaryota; Viridiplantae; Streptophyta; Magnoliopsida; Lamiales; Orobanchaceae
Source: the annotation of a GenBank genome assembly